UCUUAACAUUUAGACACAAAUAUAUCACUCUCCAGUUUCCUUCAAUGGAAUUCUUCAACAAAUUCCUUUGCUUUCUUUUCUUUAUGUGCUUUAUGACCAGAGGUAGUCUUCAAUGCUUUCCUGGGAGCCUUAGAGACCUUACGGUAAAUCAAGUUAGAACCAAAGAGAAAAUAAGAAAUAAACCAGAGUGGAAAGUGACAGUGACCAAUAAAUGCCUGUGUAGCUUCUUGCAAGUGACACUACUUUGCCCCGGAUUUGAUUCUGUCAAAACAAUUAAGCCCUCACCUAAGUUCGUUUCCAAGAACGGCCCGAAGUCAUGUCUUAUUAACGAUGGAAGCCCUAUCUAUGGUGGAAAAACAUUCAAAUUCACUUAUGCCUCAGAUCAAGAAAUUGCAUUUGCUCCAUUUUCCUUCCUAGAAGCAUGCUCUUGAAUGAAAGAUUAUUGUUUAUUGUCGGUCUUGUUGUAAUAAAACCUAGGGAGCUAGCUGUCUAUUAUUGUUUUUUUUAUUUUUUUUAUUUUUCAGUAAAGAGGUUUCUGGUUUGAUGAAAUUUUCAGUUUCUGACUUGUUGUAAUUUAAAUUUGGGUUGGACU
This is a messenger RNA of Olea europaea var. sylvestris, 592 nucleotides long. Its product is annotated as protein TAPETUM DETERMINANT 1-like. The transcript has 2 exons. NCBI's taxonomy places the organism in Eukaryota, Viridiplantae, Streptophyta, Magnoliopsida, Lamiales, Oleaceae. The coding region runs from base 45 to 431 and encodes 128 amino acids. Gene Ontology annotation, biological process: cell fate determination. The record is from RefSeq and is a predicted model, not a curated record.